Panicum virgatum (switchgrass) is the source of this 3451-nucleotide messenger RNA. RefSeq lists its product as uncharacterized. The record is from RefSeq and is a predicted model, not a curated record. NCBI's taxonomy places the organism in Eukaryota, Viridiplantae, Streptophyta, Magnoliopsida, Poales, Poaceae. Bases 155 to 3013 code for a protein of 952 amino acids. The transcript is spliced from 25 exons.
GCGAGCGACGAAGACCGGAACACAGCACAACACACCCCAAAAGGCCAAAACCCCCUGUGCCGCCGGCGUACGGGCUCCAGUCUCCACUCUUCAACUCCUCGCGGUCUCCGUGCUGCUGCUGCUGCGGGGGCGCCGCGGCACCACGGUCAGCGAGAUGGCCCCCAACCGGCGGGUUCCCCACCUCCUCGCGCUCCCACUCCUGCUGCUGCUCCUCGCGCAGGCGCCGUCCCCGGAGGCGGCCGAGUCCACGCCGGGGACCCGUGCGCGCAAGAUCGGCGGCUCGGGCGCGUCCUCGGUGUUGUCGCUCUUCAACCUCAAGGCCAAGAGCAAGUUCUGGACCGAGUCCGUCAUCCGCACAGAGUUCGAUGACUUGGAAGGCUCGGCGUCGCGGGCCUCUAGCAAAAUGGGGAUACUCAACUUCACAAGAGCUGUUAAUAUUGCAAGCUAUAUGAACCUGGCGGAGGUUGAUUCCAUAUAUCUUCCGAUCCCUGUGAACUUCAUCUUUAUUGGAUUUGAUGGAAAAGGAGGCCAUGAGUUUAAGUUGGAGCCUGAAGAAUUGGAGCGCUGGUUUACAAAAAUAGAUCACAUAUUUGAGUACACAAGAAUCCCUCCAGUUGGUGAAGUUCUCACCCCGUUCUAUAAGACUACUGUUAAGAAGCUUCGACAAUAUGAGCUUCCUUUAGUCAGCCAUGUGAACCACAAUUUUUCCGUGCAUGCGAUACAUAUGGGAGAUGUCUUAUCUGUUUUUGAACAUGCUAUCAAAGUUCUAUCCCGUAGAGAAGAUCUUGCGGACUCCAGAGAAAAUGAAGAGGGCAGUUUGCAAGUGGACAGUGCUCAAAUGGAACACAUAUUUUCGACUCUUGUUGAUCACCUUCAGAUACAAGAAGCUUACAAUAUCUUCAUUCUUAAUCCGAAGCCUAUUAGUAAGAGCAUCAACUAUGGUUAUCGGAAAGGCUUCUCUGAGGCUGAGAUCACCUUGCUCAGGGAGAAUAGGACCUUGCAAGCUCGGAUACUCCAAUCUAAAAGUGACAACAAACUCUAUCUUGAUAUCGAGAAGGGAGUCAAUAGAAAGCCCUUAUAUGAAAGUCAUCCUCUAUCAUCAUUUUCUUGGGCCACAACUGACAAUAUGGAUAUGGGGGAUUGGUCAAAGAAAUGCAAGGAAGCAUUAAGCAAGUUUGAGCUGCUGAAGGAAGGGAAGAGUAAAGAUGACAUCGUUUAUGACAAAGCUGUGCAGAUAUUACAUGGCACAAGGGAUGAGAUGCAUGACAUUCUAGAAAAUGCACUGAAGUCUAGUGGUUUAAAGGGUCUACAUGCUGAAUGCCUUACAGAUACAUGGAUAGGCAGAGAAAGGUUUGCUUUUGUUGAUCUGAGCGCAGGGCCAUUUACUUGGGGCCCUUCUGUUGGUGGUGAUGGUGUUCGCACAGAACUUAGUCUACCAAAUGUUGCAAAGACAGUUGGGGCUGUUGCAGAAGUUACUGAAGAAGAAGCUGAAGAAAAAUUGCAAGACACAAUCAGAGAGAGAUUUUCAUCCUUUGGGGAGGAUUACCACGCUGUGGAUAUCCUAUUGGCAGAGAUUGAUGUGUAUGAACUUUUUGCUUUCAAGCAUUGUGUGGGAAGAAGGGUACAGCUUGCCCUUUGCAAAGAACUUGAUGAGAGGAUGGGUGACCUAAAAAAUGAAUUGGAGGGCUACAAUACUGGAGAUUCUGAUGAAAUUAACAAGAAGAAAGCUCUUGAUGCACUGAAGAGGAUAGAAAGCUGGAACUUAUUUAGAGAUACUAAAGAGGAACAUCAAGGUUACACGGUGGCUCGUGAUUCAUUUCUUGCACACCUUGGAUCUAUGUUAUGGGGUUCUAUAAGGCACGUUAUUGCUCCUUCCGUUUCUCAUAGAGCACACCAUUACUACGAGAAGUUAUCGUUUCAGCUGUACUUUGUGACACAAGAGAAAGCCAGGAGUAUAAAGCAGUUACCUGUUAAUGUUAAAUCCAUCACAGAGAGCCUGAAUUCUGUGUUGUUACGACAUCAGAAGUCAAUGUUCAGCCAACACUUGCUGUCAUUGUCAGAUGAGCCAGCAUUGAUGAUGGCGUUCUCGAUGGCACGUCGUGCAGCUGCAGUGCCACUUCUGUUAGUCAAUGGUACCUAUAAGUCAACAGUUAGUACAUACCUUGAUUCUGCUGUUCUCCAACAUCAGCUACAGAGGCUAAGUGAGCAUAAUUCAGUUAAAGGAGGACAUUCAAAACACAGGUCAACGUUGGAGGUCCCAAUAUUCUGGUUCAUACAUAGUGAACCUCUAUUGCUGGACAAACAUUAUCAAUCCAAGGCUCUCUCAAACAUGGUAGUAGUAGUUCAAUCUGAUGAUGAUUCUUGGGAAAGCCACUUGCAGUGCAAUGGGAAACCCAUCUUAUGGGAUUUGAGGAAACCAGUUAAAGCCGCUAUUGCUGCAACUGCUGAGUAUAUAUCUGGUCUACUUCCUUCACAUCUGGUUUAUAGCCAUGCUCAUGAAACUGCAGUCGAGGACUGGACCUGGUCUGUGGGUUGUAAUCCCUUAUCUAUCACUUCUCAUGGCUGGCAACUUUCGGAAUUCCAGCAAGAUGUGAUUGGUCGUAACUACAUUAUUACUUCAGUGGAGGAAUCCAUACAAAUAGUCAAUUCAGCAAUUCAACGAUUGGUAACAGAGCGUGCUACUGAAAAGGGCUUCAAAAUUUUCAAGGCUCAUGAAAGUAUGAUGAUUGAGAAAUACAAUGCUGUUGUUAGCUUGUGGAGAAGGGUCUCAGCUAUGUCCAAAGGAUUAAAAUAUGGCGAUGUGGUAAAGCUUAUGUCUAUGCUUGAGGAUGCUUCAUAUGGGUUUUCUAGUGCUGUGAACUCCACCAUUUCAAGUCUACACCCUGUCCAAUGCACCCGUGAAAGGAAACUUGACGUGCAGCUAGACUUGACAACUUUUCCUGCCUUUCUAGCUGUCUUUUUGUUGCUUUGGUUUCUUCUACGACCAAGGAGGCCAAAGCCUAAGAUCAACUGAACAUCGGAGUUUUGUAGCUUGCUACGCAACUAAUGAGCAGGGUAGAGUUAUUGUGAAUAUGCACAAUAUGGAUUACAUUUACAGGUGGUGCUGGAGCAUGGCUAGGGAAUUCCAAGUUUCAAAACACAGAAAAUGACGGCAGUAUAUGUACGUGAACCAGAUCAAAGAUUCUGCAGCUUACAGUCUUGCCCCUUUUCCAAUUUGUAGCAGGGCUCAAAUGUCAUGAUUUUUGUGCUCAAAACUUUAAUUUGCCCGUACUGUAAUGUUAGUCAUUCUUGCAAAUCGAUAGAUGAGACUUACGGUAAACGUUAACAGAUAGUGGUUCAUCAUCUGCCAGUCAUCUGGGAAGUUGCUGGUACCAUCCAGUUGUCUGUCUCCAGCCGAUUACAUGUAAAAUUUCAUUUGCAAGUUUGAUAGAAACGGGCUCAGCCUUUUUUU